Molecule: messenger RNA, 690 nt
Organism: Moesziomyces aphidis
Lineage: Eukaryota; Fungi; Basidiomycota; Ustilaginomycetes; Ustilaginales; Ustilaginaceae
Source: the annotation of a GenBank genome assembly
AUGACGGGUAUUCCGAUUACGGCUGGUGGUGCGGGGACGGACUACGAGCGCACGUUCAAGAAGCACUUUGGAGAUCGGCCUACGGCGUUUGCACUGUCGGAGCACGCGCGAGCUUCGACUUCGGCACAACCGCUCGGAGAAGAUGCAGUUUGUGGCUCGACCAACUCGAAUACGGUGCGUGCGGGUCGAGUGGAUGAAGAGACGCAUAGCAAGUUGCAGAAUCUGGGCUACCGUAUCCGUGCACGGGUGAAUCAGGGCUACAACCGCACCACCACCUCGCUCGAUCCGUUUGGCUCGUCCGAAGGACAGAUCCUGUCGAAUGUAACCAAUACAAGACGUGCAUGGAGCAGGGUCCAAAGCGCUCCCGCCUCAAAGGACUUUGACACUCUCAAAUCACUUCGCUCCCAUACGGACACUCACAAUGUCACACAAGGAGCUAAACGAAGUCGAGACGAUUCAGACGAGGAACCAGAACGCACGGAAAGCAACUUUGACCGCAGAAUCGCAGCCAUGCCAGCUCUCUCUUUCGCCUCAACCGCCUCGUCCAAUUCGUCCCUCGGAGAUCCACCUCAAACAUCAUGGACCAGAUCGCACAGCUCAACACAGCCGUUCGCGAUCCAGGACACAGACAUGCCCGACUCCAAACUCGAAUACGACUUCUCGACCCACUUCAACAGCACCGACUUUUAA